UAUCAAAAUCUUCAAUAUAUAUCUCUUUACCUCUGAUCUUUAAACAAAACUUGCAUACCUCCCACGUCAAGCAUGAAAACUAAAACACAGAGUUCACUUAGCCUAAAGCUUCUUGUCAUAUCCGUUUUCAUCGCUUUCUUACUUUUAUUUGUGUUGAGAUCAAGAUUAACAUCUUCAGGUGAAAAUACAUCAUUUUUAUUAUCUGCUUCUUCAAUUUCCAAUGCUUUUUUACCAAGAUCCUCAGCUUCUUCUGGUGACAAAGAAACAAUAAGUUGCUCAUCACCAAAAUGUAACAACAAAAUCCCAUCUUCAGUAGCCAAAUCUCUCAUUCACUACGCAACCUCAAACACCACCCCUCAGCAAAAACUCGACGAGAUAUCAAUAACAUCCAACAUUUUAGACAAGAAAUCACCUUGCACUUUCCUUGUCUUUGGUCUUGGCCAUGACAGUCUAAUGUGGCACACACUCAACUUUGGAGGACGAACUAUCUUCCUCGACGAAGAUAUAAUUUGGAUUGAAAAAAUCAAGAAUAAAUUUCCCAUGUUAGAGUCUUAUCAUGUUACAUAUGAUAGUAAAGUGAAAGAAGCAAAUGUUUUAAUGGAAGCAGGAAAAAAACCAGACUGCACAGCUAUAGUUGAUCCUAGAUAUACAAAGUGCCAACUUGCAUUAAAAGGUUUGCCAAAUGAAAUUUAUGAUAUAAAAUGGGAUUUAAUAAUGGUGGAUGCUCCAACAGGUUUUCAUAAGAAUGCACCAGGGAGAAUGACAGCAAUUUAUACAGCAGGAAUGAUGGCAAGGAAUAGAGAAAAUGGAGAAACUCAUGUGUUUGUGCAUGAUGUGCAUAGGAAUAUAGAGGACAAGUUUUCUAGACAAUUUUUAUGUGAUGGAUAUAUGAAGGAACAAGUUGGGAAGUUAAGGCAUUUCACUAUUCCUAGUCAUAAGACCAACUUGGAUAUGCCCUUUUGUCCCUAGAUUUUCUUGAAAAUGUUUUUUUUUUUUCCUUUUUCA
Messenger RNA from Nicotiana tabacum (common tobacco), 1005 nucleotides. Its product is annotated as glucuronoxylan 4-O-methyltransferase 1-like. Gene Ontology annotation, biological process: xylan biosynthetic process. NCBI's taxonomy places the organism in Eukaryota, Viridiplantae, Streptophyta, Magnoliopsida, Solanales, Solanaceae. The record is from RefSeq and is a predicted model, not a curated record.